Papaver somniferum (opium poppy) is the source of this 2002-nucleotide messenger RNA. RefSeq names its product T-complex protein 1 subunit epsilon-like. Gene Ontology annotation, molecular function: ATP-dependent protein folding chaperone; ATP hydrolysis activity; ATP binding. Bases 104 to 1711 code for a protein of 535 amino acids. Gene Ontology annotation, cellular component: chaperonin-containing T-complex. Gene Ontology annotation, biological process: protein folding. The record is from RefSeq and is a predicted model, not a curated record. The transcript is spliced from 9 exons. NCBI's taxonomy places the organism in Eukaryota, Viridiplantae, Streptophyta, Magnoliopsida, Ranunculales, Papaveraceae.
CAUUUAGGUUUUCGUCUUUAAUCUCUCCCUCUCUCUCUUCUUUCUCUCGGUGCAGUCUCCAUUUACUGAAGCUCUGAUAGACAAGAGCUGAAUCUUCGUGAAGAUGGCUUUGGCCUUCGAUGAUUAUGGGAGGCCAUUCAUAAUCUUGAGAGAACAAGAACAGAAAAGUAGGUUAAAAGGUUUAGAUGCGCAGAAAUCUAACAUUGCUGCUGGUAAAGCUAUUGCACGUAUACUAAGAACUUCUCUUGGUCCUAAAGGCAUGGAUAAAAUCAUGCAAUCUCCAGAUGGAGAUAUCACAAUCACAAAUGAUGGAGCUACAAUCUUGCAAAUGAUGGACGUUGACAAUCAAAUAGCAAAACUGAUGGUUGAAUUAUCCCAGAGUCAGGACUAUGAAAUUGGUGAUGGAACAACUGGAGUUGUCGUUAUGGCUGGUGCACUUUUGGAACAAGCUGAAAAGUUACUAGAGCGUGGUAUUCAUCCUGUUAGGGUUGCAGAAGGUUAUGAGAUGGCAUCUAAAGUUGCUGUUGAGCAUUUGGAACAUAUAUCUCACAAGUUUACUUUUGGUGCUAACAACAUUGAACCUUUGGUGCAGACUUGCAUGACUACCUUAUCAUCGAAAAUUGUCAAUCGCUGCAAAGGAAGUUUAGCCGAGAUUGCUGUUAAAGCAGUUUUGGCUGUUGCAGAUCUGGAAAGGAAGGAUGUCAAUUUAGACUUGAUUAAAAUAGAGGGGAAGGUAGGGGGGAUGCUGGAAGACACUGAGCUAAUUUAUGGAAUUAUAGUUGAUAAGGAUAUGAGCCAUCCCCAGAUGCCAAAACAAAUUCAAGAUGCACACAUUGCUAUCUUGACUUGCCCGUUUGAGCCUCCAAAACCCAAGACUAAGCAUAAGGUUGACAUUGACACGGUUGAGAAGUUCGAAACUUUGCGUCUACAGGAGAAGAAAUACUUUGAUGAUAUGGUCCAAAAAUGCAAGGAUGUUGGUGCAACACUAGUUAUCUGCCAAUGGGGUUUUGAUGAUGAGGCAAAUCAUUUAUUGAUGAAUCGGAACUUGCCUGCUGUUAGAUGGGUUGGUGGAGUAGAACUAGAGCUCAUUGCAAUAGCUACAGGUGGAAGGAUUGUGCCAAGGUUCCAAGAGUUAACAACUGAAAAAUUGGGGAAGGCUGGGUUAGUUAGAGAGAAAUCCUUUGGUACAACCAAAGAUCGAAUGCUCUACAUUGAGCAGUGUGCGAAUUCGAGGGCGGUCACUAUCUUCAUCCGCGGUGGUAACAAAAUGAUGAUAGAGGAGACGAAACGUAGCAUUCAUGACGCUCUAUGUGUGGCGAGGAAUCUAAUUCGCAACAACUCAAUUGUAUACGGUGGUGGAUCAGCAGAGAUAUCCUGCUCUGUUGCAGUAGAGGCAGCUGCGGAUAAGUAUCCUGGAGUUGAGCAGUAUGCUAUAAGGGCAUUUGCAGAUGCUUUGGAUGCUGUCCCCAUGGCAUUGGCAGAGAAUAGUGGACUCCAACCCAUUGAAACUCUUACUUCAGUCAAAUCUCAGCAGAUCAAGGAGAACAACCCAUGCUGCGGGAUAGACUGCAAUGAUGUCGGAACAAAUGACAUGCGCGAACAGAAUGUUUUUGAGACACUGAUUGGUAAGCAACAACAGCUCUUACUUGCCACCCAGGUUGUCAAGAUGAUUCUGAAGAUUGAUGAUGUCAUUAGCCCGUCAGAGUAUUGAUUUAUCAAUCUCUAUUAUAGAUCUCCAACCAUAGCUUGCGUUACCUUAGAUAACUUUUUGUGGGAGAUAGAAUUCAUGAGUUUUCAACUUCACACAACUCUGUUACUAAUAGAUUUUGAUGAGAACCACUCCUUACAGGCUUUUCUUCAUUAUGCCCAUUGUUAGGUUUUUGAGUUGUUUAUUAGUUGUAGAAGUACUUAAUAUGGCUUUGUGUGCCGUGGAAUGUUAACUUCCGAUUUUGUGGUUUUUAGCCCUUUUCUAUUUGUAACUAUUCUCUCUUGAGAGUUUCCA